This is a messenger RNA of Nematocida minor, 321 nucleotides long. RefSeq lists its product as uncharacterized. Gene Ontology annotation, biological process: RNA processing. The transcript has a single exon. The coding region runs from base 1 to 321 and encodes 106 amino acids. The record is from RefSeq and is a predicted model, not a curated record. Lineage: Eukaryota; Fungi; Microsporidia.
AUGUCUCUUCAAUACUUACUCACUCUUCUUCCUUGGCACUACGAAAACGGGCUAUCUGGGCUGUUUGUAGAGAGAGUCGAAAAUGUGCUGAGGAAUAGCGAAGAGGCUCUGCACUCUUCAGAGUCCGCCAUGCUCUGCUUCAAGUGCAGAAGGAUUAUGGUGCCUGCUGUAAACUCCACUGUGCGCCUGCAUAACACAGUGGUAGCAGUGUGCUGUGCGCACUGUAAGUCAUCUACGUCUUUUAAAGUGCCUCCUGUCUACAAGAAUGCAUACAUAAAAGACUCGUACACCAUUGAUAGUUUUUUAUCCAGUGCCUACUAG